AAUUUUUAUUUGAAAGUGGACUAAUCCUUUAAGCUACCUUUUCAUGCUAAAAUGCUAAACACUUUUAUCUUCUUUACUGUGAGUCAAUUAAUUCAUUUGCAUUAAUUAUUAUUUUUGGAACAGAUAAGGGGCUAAACAGACACCUUAACUAAUGCCAACCUGUGGUAGUUUUAUAAUCUGACCUAAACAGUAUCAAAUUGACAUUCUUGACAAAGAGAAGAUCUUCCAACAGUUUACAUAAAAUUUGUGUAUUGUUGUUUUUUACAUAUUUUGUUAUAUUACACAUAAUUGACAUAUGAAACAAAAUAUCUAGACUCUUAAUGUCUACAAAACUUCUGGAUUUUUAUAUUUUUCUCACUUAAGAUAUGCAAAUGAAAUAAAUUCUUUAGGCUUCAUAAUUUUCCUGAAAAUCUUGUGUUUGUUUUAACUUUGAGUAUCCAUUGCAUAUUAAAAUGGUAUGUUGUAACUGAAAUGAAAAUUGACUAUUAACCAACACUCUUGGUCCCCCCCACACUUCAGACCAGAGUUGCACCUCUGCUUGAGUGCAUCAUUAAAUGGUUGCAAGAAAAGUACAAAGAACUUCAAUAGAGUGUUCAAAUAAGAGCAGUGGUGAGACCCCUGAUCAUAAACUGAUCUCUCAUAGGGGCUUCAACUUGAUAUCUGGAAUCCACUCUCCUGAGGUGGUGGAUAAAAUUCAGAACUUUGAGAUUCGAGACUCCGAUGUCUUUGUCAUUACUUACCCCAAAUCAGGCACUAUUUGGAUGCAGCAAAUCCUUAGUCUAAUAGAGGUCAAGGGAGAUGUUACAGCAACAAGUAAUCAGCUGAAUUCUGAGCGCAUGCCAUGGAUUGAGGUUUCAGACUCUGAGAAACAGUUUGUUUCUGCCCCCUCCCCUAGAUUCCGUGUGUCUCAUUUGUCAUACAAAUUCAUGCCACUUGAACUGAAACAAAAGAAGGGCAAGGUCAUCUAUGUGGCCAGAAAUCCAAAGGAUGUUUUGGUGUCCUACUACCAUUUUCACAAAUAUGCAAACAUGCUGGAGACCCCAAAAGACUUUGAUGAUUUUUUUGAGAAAUUCAUGAAAGGAAAUGUUUAUGGUAAUUGCUGGUUUGAGCAUGUCAAGAACUGGUACUCCCACAAAGACGAGAUGAACUUCUUGUACAUUACAUAUGAGGAGAUGAUCAAGGACUUGCGGUCAGUGGUUGAAAGAAUCACUUCGUUCUUGGGGAGGGACUUGACACCACAGCAGUUGAAUGAGGUUGUUGAGCACAGUACUUUCAAAAAUAUGAAGAACAAUCCUCAGGCCAAUUACCAGCUGGUCUCUAUCACCAUGCUGAACCACGAGCAGGGAGCAUUUAUGAGGAAAGGAAUCAUUGGUGACUGGAGGAACUACUUCACUGUGGCACAGAAUGAGAGAUUUGACGAAGCGUACCAACAGAAAAUGAAAGAUGUUCCUCUUUCAUUCAUCUGGGACAUGAAUGAUCCCAUCACAUCAUGAUUUUUUAUUCAGUUUUUUCAUGUGUACCCAGCAGAUGACAUCUAAGUUCUAAAGCUAGCUCUAAAACAAUUAUUUUAUUAACAGAUUUUAUAGGCAACUUUACACCAUAAAUUCAGCAGAUUAACAGUUCAAUAUAGCUUAAAGGGUUAGUUCACCCAAAAAUGAAAAUUCUGUCAUCAUUUACUCACCCUCAUGUCGUUCCAAACCCGUAAGACUUUUGUUCAUGUUCAAAACACAGAUGAAGAUAUUUUUAAUGAAAUCUGAGAGAUUUCUGUCCCUCCAUUGACAGUCUACCCAACUACCACUUUGACACUUUAAAAAGUUCAUAAAGAGAUCGUAAAACUAAUCCAUAUGUAUUGAGCGGGUAAGUCUAAAUUUUAUGAAGAGACACGAUCGCAUUGUAUGACGAACAGAUUUAAUUUAGGAUUUUAUUCACAUAUAAACAAUGAUCAGCAAACAUAAACAGAAGCUCAACCAUAACAGUUUGACACACGAAAACAAACCUCAGUGGUUCUUGCGGAAGCUCAAAUGUGCUGCGUAACACGAGAAUGAACCUCAUUGGUUCUUGCACGCAUCAAGCAAACAUGCUUGAGCUUCCGUUUACCAUAACUGAUGUGAGUGUCGAUGAAUGUUUAUAUGUGAAUAAAAGCCUAAAUUCAACCUGUUCAUCAUAUAAAGCGAUCUUGUCUUUUCAGAAAAUUUGGACUAAACCACGCAAUUCAUAUGGAUUAGUUUUACAAUCUCUUUAUGAACUUUUGGAAGUGUCAAAGUGAUAGUUACAUAGACUGUCAAUGGAGAAAUCUCAGAUUUCAUUAAAAAUACCUUCAUUUGUGUUUCUUACAGGUUUGGAACGACAUGAUUAUUUUUGGGUAAACUAACCCUUUAAGACAUAAAGAUUCAUAAGAUGAUUCACUGAUGUCCUCUUCUGGAACAGUGUGCUUUGCAAUUGCCAUUUAAAAUGAAUAGUUUAUACAUAAAAAAUAUUAUAUUCUAAAUUUGAUACUUAUGCAACUUGUUAGGGUUAGGAAAUAUAAUCUAAAAACAACUGUUUAAAAUGCAAAAUAAAGUUAAUUUCAAACAUUAAAAUAUUGAAAGGUAAAGAAAC
Messenger RNA from Ctenopharyngodon idella (grass carp), 2598 nucleotides. Its product is annotated as amine sulfotransferase-like. The record is from RefSeq and is a predicted model, not a curated record. Bases 555 to 1493 code for a protein of 312 amino acids. Gene Ontology annotation, cellular component: cytoplasm. Lineage: Eukaryota; Metazoa; Chordata; Actinopteri; Cypriniformes; Xenocyprididae. Gene Ontology annotation, molecular function: sulfotransferase activity. The transcript has 7 exons. Gene Ontology annotation, biological process: sulfation.